Messenger RNA from Xenia sp. Carnegie-2017, 738 nucleotides. RefSeq lists its product as uncharacterized. The coding region runs from base 38 to 610 and encodes 190 amino acids. The record is from RefSeq and is a predicted model, not a curated record. NCBI's taxonomy places the organism in Eukaryota, Metazoa, Cnidaria, Anthozoa, Malacalcyonacea, Xeniidae. The transcript has 3 exons.
AAGGAUUUUAUUUUCAGACACAAUAAAAACUUCUUUAAUGAAUUAUUGCUCUGUCCUUUCAUUUUUAAAUAUAAAUUACGUUAUUUAUUUAGUCAACGUUAAACCUGUCUGCGUAAAUGCAAAUUGGUGGGGAUCUUUCGACAAACAAGGAUGGUCAACUUGUAACACCACAAACCAGUUUAUCACUGGCUUAUAUCGCAGCACAUUAAGUCCCAACUAUGAUGGACUUUACCGUCUUGAAGAAGCCAAAUGCUGCAAAUCUAGUCCAAUAUAUAUUGGACAGGAAAGUAUUUGCCAAUAUGCUGACUGGUGGGACUCUUUCAACAAAACAGGGUGGAGUGUUUGUUCAAAUGGAUAUUUUCUAAAUGGUCUCUAUCGCUCAAAGGGAGAACACUUACAAAACAUCGAACAGGGAAAAUGUUGCAAACCAGUCAAUCAUCCCGAAAACUAUGAUAACUGUCAGCAUGAAUAUAUCAAAAGUGAUUUCAACAAAAAAGGAUGGACAAUAUGUAAAAAAGAUGGCUACUACGUCACUGGAUUAAGACGAGAUUCUGGGAAUUGGCUAAAGGACAUUGACAGUUUUAAAUGCUGUAAAAUGUGGAGUGGCUGAAGCCCUAUGCCAACUACCUGAUAAAUAACCAAGUAAUGAUUUUAUAAAAAAAAGUUGUUGUUGUAGUUAGAAACUGUUAUUUCAGUUAUUUUAUUAACUCGUUUUUCAAAUAAAGCUUUGAUACAAAA